This is a messenger RNA of Ceraceosorus guamensis, 2031 nucleotides long. RefSeq lists its product as hypothetical. Bases 313 to 1881 code for a protein of 522 amino acids. Gene Ontology annotation, biological process: phospholipid transport; mitochondrion organization. NCBI's taxonomy places the organism in Eukaryota, Fungi, Basidiomycota, Exobasidiomycetes, Ceraceosorales, Ceraceosoraceae. The transcript has 4 exons. Gene Ontology annotation, molecular function: lipid binding. The record is from RefSeq and is a predicted model, not a curated record. Gene Ontology annotation, cellular component: ERMES complex; endoplasmic reticulum.
CGCUUUCUCUUCUUCGAGCUCGACCUGCGUCAAGCGUCACCUUCCUGCACCUUGCCGUCGCGAUUGUACUUGUCCAUCGUACACCCAAAGACUCUCAAGCACUAAUGCGCCACCACGACAUCUCAGCGGGCUCACUCGCAACAUGACCUCUCACUAGAUCAGCGCACACAUCAAUUUGUUCCUCGUUCCAGUUGCGAGUCGAUCCACCCCAGGCUCCGCUAAAUAGCGGAGGCGCGUGCCUCUCCCCAAAGUCACGACUGUCGUCACAGCAAAUUUUCCCGCCACGCAGCAUUUACGAGAAUCGUUCACGCAAUGACCACGGGCCCGCCUCACACUGGGCAGCCAGUGCCACGGCAGAGCUGGUUCCAGCCCACCUUCACGCAAGGACUCUUGGUUGGACAAGCAUCGAUUGUGAUCCUUCUCCUCAUCCUCUUACGCUUCCUCUUAUUUGCCGAUCCAUCCGAGUUGGAGAACGACCCAUCAGACCCAAGCAAAAGAGGCGGCAGGAGUCGAUCGAAGCGGAGCUUCUCGACCCUCCAAAAGCCGAGCGGCAAGCGGCUCAAAGCGGAGAGCGCAGCUCAUACCGCGGCUGGUGGACAAUCCCGCGUUUCACAAAUUCAGCUGGCAGAGCGAGUGACCGGCUAUGACCUUGGAUCGCACGGACCAGAAAGUUCGGACUGGGUGAAUGUUCUACUUGCGCUUGCAUUUGAUGGUUACAGGGAAGAUCUCAACCGGGCGGCUUCAGCUGGCUCACGUCCAGAUGUGACUGGCGGCAACGUAGAGGGAGCGAGGAAGGUGUCCGAGGGUGUCAAUGAGGUUGUAGAGUCCAUCUUGAAUAGAGCAGUAGAUGGCAAAGGUGGUGGUAUCAUUGACCACAUUGACGUCUCCAGCGUAGAUAUUGGGGCUUCGUUCCCCAAGCUGUCAGACGUGCGAGUGAGACCCUCGGAUGAGGUGGGAAGUCUCCGCAUUGAAGCGGAGCUGGACUACGCGGAUGCGCUGGAGCUUUGCAUCUCAACCAAUCUCGUUAUCAACUUUCCUCGCCCGAGGUUUGCGGUAUUGCCGAUCGAGCUUGGAGUUCUCAUCGAAAGAUUCAGCGGGACAGUUUCACUCGAGCUGGUUUCGGAGCACGAGAUUCCACCCAAUUCUCGCUCGCGCCACGUUCUCAAGCUCUCUAUUCACCCCGACUUUGCGUUGAGUGCGCGCGCCCGAUCUCAGCUUGGCUCACGAGCGAAGCUAGUCGAUGUUCCCAAGCUAGAACAGCUGAUCGUGGAGCGUAUCAGAGCGGGCAUAGCGAGCAAAGUCGUCUGGCCCAGAUUCAUCGCCGUCUCUUUGCCCGAUCUUGUGAGCUCCGCACUAGCCAAGAGAGAAAAGGCAGAAGAAAAGAGCGCGAAAUUGAGCCAAGCAAGGGGGACGUACGAGCAAUUUCUAGCUAGGCAAGCCCACGAUCGAGCUGCCGGAGCGCUACAAAAAGGGGGAGGUGGACAAAUUUGGUUCGAGGAGGCGGGGCAGGAUCAUUUGGCAGGAGACCAAUCAUAUGCGUCUUUCGCAAGGACAGUCAUGAAUGGCGCUCGAGCAGGCAGAGAAAUUCAGAAAGCUCAGGAGGUGGACCCAUCUCCCUCUCCGCCCGGCGGACUAGCAGGCGUAGAGGCGUGGAGACAGGGAGCUCUUAACGCGACUGGGGCACCCGCUUCUGGAGCUACGUCAAGCCAGAUCAGACCAGGCAUGAUAAGUGCAGAGGCGAGCACAUCCACACCGCGCGCGCCCGCGACCAGAGACGCGAGGAGGGAAGAAUCAGUCAGAUCCUAUGGAAGGACGAGCGCGGUCAAUCAGGUCGCGCAAUCUGCUUUCGAGUCUGAGGCCGUCAGACAGAGGGUCAGGUAGGAUCAGUAUAGAGAAAUACCCACGAUUUGGAGAGAUGACGUCGGACUUGCUAAUGCAGUAUUCAAUCUUUGUAAGAGGGCUUAAGGAGGACCGCGUAAAACAGCAAUGAAUGGACGCUAUCGCGUGCUCCGAGCACUAUCGACGCUGACC